This is a messenger RNA of Cylas formicarius (sweet potato weevil), 1687 nucleotides long. It is a transcript of the gene ND-51, whose product is annotated as NADH dehydrogenase [ubiquinone] flavoprotein 1, mitochondrial. Lineage: Eukaryota; Metazoa; Arthropoda; Insecta; Coleoptera; Brentidae. The transcript is spliced from 7 exons. Gene Ontology annotation, biological process: mitochondrial electron transport, NADH to ubiquinone. Bases 81 to 1529 code for a protein of 482 amino acids. Gene Ontology annotation, molecular function: 4 iron, 4 sulfur cluster binding; NADH dehydrogenase (ubiquinone) activity; FMN binding. The record is from RefSeq and is a predicted model, not a curated record.
UAGUUUGCGGGUGUUAUUGGUUAACCUCUUUAAUUAACCAGAUGAUAAAAAAUAUUUAAGUAAAAAUAAAUACUAUUAGAAUGUCUGGCAAUUUAAUCAAGUUUCGAAAUCUAUCAAAAUGUAACCACAUAAUCCGUAAAGAUAUUCUCGCACCCGUUAUUUUUAAUGGACAAAUCGCAUUCUAUUCUGGGCCUCCUCCGCCUGGCACUCCUCCUCCACAAACGAAAACUAAGUUUGGCCCUCUCUCUGAUGAUGAUAGGAUUUUUACAAAUCUCUAUGGAAAACAUGAUUGGAGGCUUAAAGGUGCUAUGAAACGUGGGGAUUGGUAUAAAACAAAAGAAAUAUUAUUAAAAGGAUCAGAUUGGAUAAUAAAUGAAGUUAAAACAUCUGGUCUUCGUGGUAGAGGUGGGGCUGGUUUUCCAAGUGGAAUGAAAUGGUCUUUUAUGAAUAAACCUAGCGAUGGCCGUCCCAAAUAUUUGGUGGUAAAUGCUGAUGAAGGAGAACCUGGAACAUGUAAAGAUCGCGAAAUUAUGAGGCAUGAUCCUCAUAAAUUAGUAGAGGGUUGUUUAAUUGCUGGUAAAGCAAUGGGUGCGAAAGCCGCAUAUAUUUACAUAAGGGGGGAAUUUUACAAUGAAGCCUCAAACAUGCAGGUUGCCAUUGCUGAAGCAUAUCAAGCAGGUUUUUUAGGAAAAAAUGCAUGUGGCUCUGGAUUUGAUUUUGAUGUUUUCAUGCAUCGAGGUGCUGGGGCAUAUAUUUGCGGUGAAGAAACUGCUCUAAUUGAGUCACUGGAAGGGAAACAGGGUAAACCAAGGCUAAAACCACCAUUUCCUGCUGAUGUUGGCGUCUUUGGCUGUCCAACAACAGUAAAUAAUGUUGAAACUAUUGCAGUUGCCCCUGCAAUAUGCAGAAGGGGCGGGGCUUGGUUUGCGUCAUUUGGUAGAACUCGUAAUUCGGGCACCAAAUUGUUUAACAUUUCUGGGCAUGUAAACAGACCUUGCACAGUUGAAGAGGAAAUGAGCAUUCCAUUGAAAGAAUUAAUCGAACGCCAUGCUGGAGGUAUCCAAGGUGGGUGGGAUAAUCUUUUAGCUGUCAUCCCUGGGGGAUCCUCCACUCCAUUGAUCCCAAAAAAUGUCUGUGAAGAGGCGCUUAUGGAUUUUGACGGUUUAGUUGCUUGUCAAACCAGCUUAGGCACAGCAGCUCUGAUUGUAAUGAACAAACAAACUGACAUUGUUAAAGCCAUAGCCAGGUUGAUUAUGUUUUAUAAGCAUGAGUCUUGCGGUCAAUGCACACCAUGCAGAGAAGGGGUUCACUGGAUGAACAAGAUAAUAUAUAGAUUCGUUGAUGGUGACGCGAAACCAGAAGAAAUAGACAUGUUGUGGGAAAUAAGUAAACAAGUUGAAGGACACUCUAUUUGCGCAUUGGCUGACGGAGCUGCGUGGCCUGUUCAAGGUCUUAUUAGGCAUUUUAGACCGGAAUUGGAGGAACGGAUGAGGCAGUUUAACCAAGAGAAACAGAGAGCUUGUAAUUAAAAACUGUUUUUGUUUAGGUAAAAACACAUGUAAUACAACUUGAUAUUUAAACUAAUUUAAUGUUAUUAAUAUGUUCACGAUGGAUGAUCAUUUAUUUCAGGUAUUUUUACAAAAAAGUUAUUUUAUUAAAUAAGUUAUUUGAGUUAAAAUAUAAUGGU